AUGGCAACGAAACUCUCGGUCGCUGCAGCGUUGGUCGACGAUGAAUCAACGGUGUUGCUGGACAAAAGCGUCAUGGCGGCGAUGGGCGUCCAACACGGCAACGUGUUGCUGCUAACGCACGGAGGAAGGAAAACUGUAGUCAUCGCGCGCCUGGACGAAAGUGAUGAAGCGCAGUCAGAGGCGGCACGCUUGAGCACAAUAAUGCGGCGCAAUCUCCGCUUGGACAUCGACAACGAGGUCGCACUAGUCCUUGGGGGCGAUGUGCCCGACGGGAAGUCCAUCCGCGUCCUCCCCAUCGACGACACUGUGGACGGAGUUACGCUGGACGAGAAAUUGUUCGACAACUACGUGGAGCCACACUUCGCGGGUUCCUUUCGUCGUCCCGUUCACUCGGGCGACUUCUUCCUCGUACGCAGCCUCGUUAGUGGAGAACCAGACGUCGAGUUCGUCGUUGUCGAGACUGACCCCAAGCCGUACUGCAUCGUGGGGCCCAAGACCGAAAUCUUCUACAACGGAUCACCAGCGUCUCGCGAGGACGUCCUGUGA
Molecule: messenger RNA, 546 nt
Organism: Phytophthora sojae
Lineage: Eukaryota; Oomycota; Peronosporomycetes; Peronosporales; Peronosporaceae
Exons: 3
Coding region: 1-546 (181 amino acids)
Source: RefSeq, a predicted model, not a curated record